This is a messenger RNA of Electrophorus electricus (electric eel), 1205 nucleotides long. It is a transcript of the gene nppcl, whose product is annotated as natriuretic peptide C-like. Gene Ontology annotation, cellular component: extracellular region. Gene Ontology annotation, biological process: receptor guanylyl cyclase signaling pathway; cGMP biosynthetic process. Gene Ontology annotation, molecular function: hormone activity. NCBI's taxonomy places the organism in Eukaryota, Metazoa, Chordata, Actinopteri, Gymnotiformes, Gymnotidae. The record is from RefSeq and is a predicted model, not a curated record.
GCUCAUGCAUACCUCAUCCUUACAUAGGAAGCACUAUUUACAUAUGCCACCAAAUUAUACACACAUACAUGCACAUACACACAGUUCACACUACAAAUCAAAUUCUGAACGAGAGAGAGAGAGAGAGAGAGAGAGAGAGAGCAAAGGAGGAGGAGAGAAAAGGAUGCUUUAGCAGGUGCCAAAUAUUGAGGGAGAGGAGAAAAAGCGAGGCAGACAGCGACGGAGGGGAAUGGAGCAGAGCUCUCAGUGAGAACGCAGCUACUCCGCCACACGUUUACCCACAGGCAAGCUCUGGUGACUCUGCUGUGCUACUCCAGUUUCUUGUCCCUGACGUGUUUGGGGUCUUGCAUCUCGGCUGUGCCAUGCUGUGUUCAGCUGUAUUGGCAGCACUGCUGCUCCUGCUGGUUCCACUGGAGCCCAGCCAUGCCCGAACCCUGCACUCCCCCGACCAUGCCAUGCAGGUCAUUGAGCAGGUCCUGGAGCAUUACAAUGAUCUUUUGACACUAGAUGAUCUGCAGAAUCUCACCAGUGACCCAUCAGAGGAACCCGUGCAGCCCUUCAAUUCUGGGUUAAAGGUUGCAGAGUCCCCGAAAUGGAUUGACCUUCCUGUGCAAAGUGAAAACUCCUGGCUCCGUCUCCUUAAGGGAGCUCUGGCCAGUCAAAAACGAGCCUUGUCAGACCGGUCACGACGAGGCUGGAAUCGUGGUUGCUUUGGCCUGAAAUUAGAUCGCAUCGGAUCUAUGAGUGGCCUUGGCUGCUAAUGACAGACAAAGGGACAGACCAAUCAGAGGUGGCUGUUGACCUGCUAAGCUUCAGGUAAAGGUUGCCUGCAAGCCUAGAUCUAGAGUCAGUUUCACCCCUUUACAUGAUGACCUCCUGAUAACUACGUGGUGACCUCCUUAUAGUGUUUCACUAUGCUUGUAUUUUUCAGUUUUAGCAGUUAUGAGGUGAUGUUGUUUUAGUGUAUUGUAAACUGGUUUAUUAUUAAGUGCUAUAACCUGUGUUUAUUCGGUUAGGUUCUGUCUGUUCUGUGAUAGUAGAGGAUUAAAAAAUCUGUCAUGUUCUUGGAUUAUUAUUUUAUUUAGAUCAUAGUGAAUAAUUUAAAACUAGAUUGUUGUCUGGCAUAAGCAUAAUUUAUUAGCAAAAUUAACAUGGUUCGCUUUAUGUUUGUGUAUAUUGGCAUGAAUAAAAUGUUUCCAAAAUCA